UUGGUGUAGUCCAUAGCAGCAGGCUGCCUUUACUCACAGACCUCUCCCUUUUUUUCACACACAUAACACACUCCCUCUGUGAGCCAUCCAGCGUUGAAACCUGUUUGACGGCCAGUGUUCAAAAUGAAGUGGACGCUGCCCUGCUUCCAGCUUUGACAGAAAAGAAAAUUCUCAUUCGUAGGCAUCCAGGAACAACAGCAGCAGCAGCAGCAGCAGCAGCACUGAGAAAUUUCUCUGCCACCAGCAGUCUUAACGAUUUAAAUGUCAUCCAUAGACAUUUCUGCCUCUGCUCCGGGAUCGUUUUUUCCUGUUCACAGAUAUUAAGAUUAAGGAGCUUGGAUUCUGAGGCUUGUAUCCAAGGGCAUCGGCUGUUACCAUACUGAGCUACAUCUGCUUCUUGACUAAGACUGAAGAAAGACAUCUUAAGCCUGGAAAUCCUGCCUGUGCCUGCAUCUCUAGUACACUUGCACGCGUGCAUGCGCGCGCACGCACACACACACAGCAUAAACUACAGCAGGUUCUUUUUUCAUAUUAAUUCCAAAAGGCUGCUUCAUUCUCUCGGUUCCAGUGACAAGAUAAUGAAGUCUCCCUGUCUCCAAAGAAGGAAAAUUACAGGAAUCAGCUGUUGAAAAGAAUCAGCAAGUUAAACAGCAGUAGCAGGAAAGGAGAAGGAAGAGGAGAGGGUGGUGGAAGAGAAGGAGAAGAAAAGAACGAAGGUUACUGACUGAGAGUUAAGAGCAACCACCCAAAAUAUCAAAGGAAACAAGUGGAAGACUGUAACAGAAAGCUCGAACACCCUUUAAAGUGAAGGCUUUCUUCUUCUUUUUCCUGAAAAUUUCCCAGUCAUUCAUUCUUAUUUUGGGAAAGGAAUUAAGCAAGACCAGAUUGACUGCAAUCUCCUUUCUUGACUCCUGCUGCUGCUGUUUGCUGCCCAUCCUGUUGCUCUUGCAGACAGAAACGUGUUAACAAAGCAGAGAAGAGGAAAAAAUGCCCGCCAUCCUGGUAGCCUCCAAAAUGAAGUCCGGACUACCAAAACCUGUCCAUAGUGCUAGUCCUAUUGUUCAUGUCCCAGCGGCCAGGACCAUCCCACAGCCCUGUUACCUGAAGUUUGGGAGCAAGGUGGAGGUGAACAAAUCCUCCUAUUCCAGCCAGAUCCCUCUCAAAUCACACCAUGGCCAUGAGAAUGCUGGAGAUGCCUUCCCUCCAAAGAAGAGUAGCUCCAUAGAAAAUGCCUUUGACACACAGAUUUAUACAGAUUGGGCCAACCAUUAUUUAGCAAAAUCUGGCCAUAAACGUUUGAUAAAAGACCUGCAGCAAGAUGUAACUGAUGGAGUUCUGCUGGCAGAAAUCAUCCAGGUUGUAGCAAAUGAAAAAAUUGAAGACAUCAAUGGCUGUCCAAAGAACAGAUCUCAAAUGAUUGAAAACAUAGAUGCAUGCCUGAGUUUCUUGGCUGCCAAAGGAAUAAACAUACAGGGACUGUCUGCAGAAGAAAUCAGGAAUGGGAAUUUAAAGGCCAUCUUAGGCCUUUUCUUCAGUCUAUCACGGUACAAGCAACAGCAGCAGCAGCCUCCAAAACAGCAUUCACAGCACCACUCAUCCCAGCCACCAGCCACAUCUCCCCAGCAAGUAGGAUCGCCAUCCCAUUGCCAGGUUGGACUCCAAGAACAGCAACUGCAACAGCAACUGCAACAACAGCAGCAGCAGCAACAGUCCCAACAACCAGUGCCAGCUUCUCCCCAUUCCCAGUGCCAACAACCUCAGCAACCACCACACAUUCAGCUAAAAGCACAACCAGAAAUGCAGUCCAGUGCAUCACCCAGGGACUCAUCUCAAUGCAAAAUCAUCCGAUUCACUCUUGGUCAGAAAAAGACUUCUAGACUUCCAGGUCCAACAACGAGGGUUUCAGCUGCAGGCAGCGAAGCAAAAACUCGUGGUCCAGUUAGUGCCAACAAUCGGCGCAGUCAGAGCUUUAACAACUAUGAUAAAUCUAAACCCACAAGCCCACCACCCCUUCUAUCAAAUAGCAAUGAUAAAGAGCCAGCAGACAACCUAGCCUCCCAACCCACAGGAAUGAAUGAAAAUGUGCCAUCUUCAGUCCAAACUAGCAGCAGCCCCAAUGCUGCCAAUUGCAAUAGCUCCUCUGCAAUCCCCCAGCCCAACUCUGCUGUUAAGCCCUGGCGCAGCAAGUCACUGAGUGUGAAACACACUGCCAUGUCUUCCACAUUAACAGUAAAGCAGCAAGUCCAAGAGUCUCCAAAAUCUGCUCCAGAGAUGGCCAAAACAACUCCCAAUGGUCAGAAAUCCAUGCUUGAAAAGCUGAAAUUAUUUAAUACAAAAGGUGGUUCCAAAGCAGGAGGAUCAUCCCUUGAAUGCCCAGGUUCUCGUGACACUAAUUGUGAAAGAUUAGAAACUCUCCCUAGUUUUGAAGAAACUGAAGAAAUGGAUGCUGCAAAUCGGAAUGCGAAUAAUCCAGGACCAAUAUCGAAUAGCCCCAAAAUUGCACUCAAGGGAAUUGCACAAAGAACAUUUAGCCGGGCACUGACCAAUAAAAAAAGUUCCCCAAAGGGCAAUGAGAAAGAAAAAGAGAAGCAGAAGGAUAAAGAAAAGGACAAAAACAAAGACACUGCAAAGAGAACAUCAGUAGCAGAAAAAACAGAUCUCAAAGAGGAGCUGAAAGAAGAACAGACCCCACCAGCUACCACAGAGAUGCCAAAAAAAUCCUCCAAGAUUGCAAGCUUUAUUCCCAAAGGAGGGAAGCUAAACAGCACCAAGAAGGAGGCACCUGCACCUUCCCACAGUGGAAUACCAAAACCAGGGAUGAAAAACACCACAGGGAAAUCCUCAAGUGCCCCAAGUUGUUCUGCAAAAGAAGGUGAGAGAAGCCGCAGUGGGAAGCUGGCAUCAGGCCUCUCUCAUCAGAAGCCCCAGCCCCAGUUAGAUGGGAGGAAUUCAAGUUCCACGUCAAGUUUGGCCUCAUCUGAAGGGAGAGGAAUAGGAGGAGCAUCUGCUCUGAGUACUAGCAACAGCACCCAGGCUGUCAGUGGGCCAACAAGCAAUACCACACAGACCACAGGAAGCAAUACUGUGAGUGUUCAGCUACCUCACCCACAACAGCAAUACAGCCACCCAAAUACUGCCACAGUAGCACCAUUUAUGUACAGAUCCCAGACAGACAAUGAAGGGAAUGUAACAGCUGAGUCCAGCACUGGAGGGGUGAGCACAAGCAUGGAUUCUGCUCCUUACACUAAAACUGGACAGCCUGUUCUAGAAGAUCUUUCUGGGGAAGAUCCAGAAACCCGCCGGUUACGAACUGUCAAAAAUAUAGCUGACCUCCGACAAAACUUAGAGGAGACCAUGUCUAGCCUACGAGGAACCCAGGUCUCUCACAGCACACUGGAGACCACCUUUGAUACCAAUGUCACUACAGAGAUAAGUGGACGUAGUAUUCUCAGUUUGACGGGAAGGCCGACACCCUUAUCUUGGAGACUUGGGCAGUCGAGUCCUCGACUUCAAGCAGGUGAUGCUCCAUCAGUAGGCAAUGGAUAUCCUCCAAGAGCCAAUGCCAGCCGGUUCAUUAAUGCAGAAUCAGGGCGUUACAUGUAUUCAGCACCUUUGAGAAGACAGCUGGCAUCUCGGGGCAGUAAUGUUUGCCACAUGGAUAUCUCAGACAAAGGAGGCGAGGAAAUAGACCUUGAAGGCAUCAACAUGGAUGCUACUGGUUAUAUGAGUGACGGAGAUGUCCUUGGGAAAAAUAUAAGGACUGAUGACAUUACGAGUGGGUACAUGACUGAUGGUGGAUUGGGUCUUUAUACUCGAAGGUUAAACAGACUUCCUGAUGGGAUGGCUGCUGUACGGGAAACUCUGCAACGCAAUACCUCACUGGGUCUAGGUGAUGCUGACAGGGUUCUUCAUGGGCAGCAAACUGGAGAAGUGCUUUGGCCUAAUGACCUGGCAAGCUGGGAUGACAGCAGUUCUGUCAGCAGUGGGAUAAGUGACACCAUAGACAAUCUCAGCACUGAUGACAUUAAUACCAGCUCCUCCAUCAGCUCCUAUGCGAACACACCUGCAUCCUCUCGUAAGAACCUAGAUUCGCAGACUGAUGCUGAAAAGCAUUCCCAAGUGGAGCGGAAUUCUUUGUGGUCUGGUGAUGAAAUCAAAAAAUCAGAUGGAGGCUCAGACAGUGGUGUAAAAAUGGAGCCAGGAUCGAAAUGGAGAAGGAAUCCGUCUGAUGUGUCUGAUGAAUCUGAUAAAAGCACUUCAGGGAGGAAGAACACAGUCAUUUCUCAGACGGGUUCCUGGAGACGGGGCAUGUCGGCUCAGGUUGGCAUUACCACGCCAAGGACAAAAACAACAGCCACUUCAGGAACUUUGAAGACACCUGGAACAGGGAAAACUGAUGAUGCCAAGGUAUCAGAAAAGGGUAGAAUUUCUCCCAAAUCUGGACAUAUUAAACGUUCUCCAUCAGAUGCCGGACGCAGUAGUGGUGAUGAAUCAAAAAAACCCUCCACCAGUAAUUCUAGAACAGCAGCUUCUAAUACAAAUGCAUUUGGGUUUAAGAAACAGAGUGGGUCGACUGUAGGCAUGACCAUAAUAACAGCUAGUGGGGCAACGAUCACUAAUAGAUCUGCUACAUUGGGAAAAAUCCCUAAAUCUUCUGGACUCCUGGGUAGGUCCACUGGUCGGAAGACUAGUAUUGAUGGCUCACAGAAUCAGGAUGACGGUUACUUAGCAAUUAACAGCCGAACCAACCUUCAGUACCGAAGUUUACCCAGACCCAGCAAAUCCAGCAGCAGAAGCGGAGCUGGCAAUAGAUCUAGUACCAGCAGCAUAGACUCCAAUAUAAGCAGCAAGUCUGCAGGCUUGCCUGUUCCUAAAAUGAGAGAACCAACUAAAGUUGUCCUUGGGAGCUCUCUUCUAGGAUUAGCCAACCAAACAGACAAAGAGAAAGGGAUCUCAUCAGACAAUGAAAGUGUCAUCUCUUGUAAUUCUGUUAAAGUGAACCCAGCAUCUCAGACAACUUCUAAUACUGCCCAAACUGUUCACCAGCAAGGAGUCAAGUACCCAGAUGUGGCCUCCCCUACUCUGCGCAGACUUUUUGGUGGAAAGCCUAGUAAACAAGCUCCCAUCACAACAGCUGAAAGCAUGAAAAAUUCUGUGGUCAUCUCCAACCCACAUGCAACCAUGAACCAACAGGGGAACCCAGAUUCUCCUUCUGGGAGUGGCAUUCUGAGCAGUGGUGGUAGUAGUCCUCUUUAUAGUAAAAAUGCAGACAUGAACCAGUCUCCACUAGCAUCUAGUCCCAGUUCAGCUCAUUCAGCUCCUUCCAACAGUUUAACCUGGGGAACUAAUCCCAGCAGUUCCUCUGCUGUUAGCAAAGAAGGGAUUGGAUACCAGUCUGUCAGCAGUCUGCACACCAGUUGUGAAUCCAUUGAUAUUUCUCUCAGCAGUGGAGGUGGGCUGAGCCACAACUCUUCCAGUGGUUUGAUUGCAGCUUCUAAAGAUGAUUCGCUGACACCCUUUGUUAGAACCAACAGUGUUAAGACAACAUUGUCAGAAAGCCCUCUCUCUUCCCCUGCUGCUAGUCCCAAAUUCUGCAGAAAUACUUUACCCAGGAGACAGGACAGCGACCCACAUCUUGAUAGGAACACUUUGCCUAAGAAAGGACUCAGGUAUACCCCAUCAUCACAACUUCGUAAUCAAGAAGAAGCAAAAGAAUGGCUGCGUUCACACUCUGCUGGAGGACUUCAAGAUACAGUUGUCAAUUCCCCAUUUUCUUCUGGUUCCAGUAUUACAUCACCUUCUGGGACCAGAUUUAACUUCUCUCAACUUGCAAGCCCUACCACAGCAACCCAGAUGAGUUUGUCAAACCCAACCAUGCUUCGGACACACAGUCUCUCUAAUGCAGAUGGCCCUUAUGAUCCUUACAGUGACACCCGGUUCCGGAACAGCUCAAUGUCGCUGGAUGAAAAGAGCAGGACAAUGAGCCGUUCUGGGUCAUUCCGGGAUGGCUUUGAAGAGGUGCAUGGCUCCUCUCUGUCAUUAGUUUCGAGCACAUCGUCUAUUUAUUCAACGCCUGAAGAAAAGUGUCAAUCAGAGAUCCGCAAGUUAAGAAGGGAGUUGGAUGCAUCCCAGGAAAAGGUCUCAGCUCUAACAACACAGUUAACUGCAAAUGCUCACCUUGUGGCAGCCUUUGAACAGAGUCUGGGGAAUAUGACCAUUAGACUGCAGAGCCUUACCAUGACUGCAGAACAGAAGGAUUCAGAACUGAAUGAGUUAAGAAAGACCAUUGAACUACUAAAAAAACAAAAUGCUGCUGCUCAGGCUGCCAUUAAUGGAGUAAUUAACACACCUGAACUUGCCUGCAAAGGGAGUGGGACUGCCCAAACCACUGAUCUGCGAAUCCGAAGACAGCACUCUUCUGAUAGCGUCUCUAGCAUUAACAGUGCUACCAGUCAUUCUAGUGUGGGAAGCAACAUAGAAUGUGACUCCAAGAAAAAGAAGAGAAAGAACUGGGUUAAUGAGUUGCGCAGUUCCUUCAAACAAGCUUUUGGUAAAAAGAAGUCUCCUAAAUCAGCAUCUUCUCAUUCUGAUAUUGAAGAGAUGACAGACUGUUCAUUGCCUUCAUCACCAAAACUGCCUCACAAUGGCUCAGUUGUAUCUACACCAUUACUGAGAACCUCACAUUCCAAUUCUCUGAUUUCAGAAUGCAUUGACAGUGAAGCUGAAACAGUAAUGCAGCUGAGAAAUGAGCUUAGAGACAAAGAGAUGAAGCUGACUGAUAUCCGCCUAGAGGCCCUCAGCUCUGCCCACCAACUUGACCAGCUUCGGGAAGCUAUGAACAGAAUGCAGAGUGAAAUUGAGAAACUAAAAGCAGAAAAUGACCGGCUGAAGUCUGAAAAUCAAGGCAGCUGUAGUAGGACCCAGUCUCAGGUUUCCAUUUCAUCCUCUCCAAGGCAAUCUAUCGGUCUCUCUCAGCACAGCCUGAACCUCACAGAGUCAGCUAGUCUUGAUAUGCUUUUGGAUGAUUCCAGUGAUGGUUCAUCUCGGAAAGAAGGUGGCAGGCAUGUUAAAAUAGUUGUAAGCUUUCAGGAUGAAGUUAAGUGGAAAGAGGAUUCUAGGCCUCGCCUCUUUCUGAUUGGCUGCAUAGGAGUCAGCGGAAAAACCAAAUGGGAUGUUCUGGAUGGAGUUGUUAGAAGGCUUUUUAAGGAAUACAUCAUUCAUGUCGAUCCUGUGAAUCAGCUAGGAUUGAAUUCAGACAGUGUCCUGGGAUACAGCAUUGGGGAAAUCAUUCGCACAAGUAGCACAGAAACACCUGAGCUUCUGCCCUGUGGCUAUCUGGUUGGUGAAAACAACACCAUCUCAGUGACUAUCAAAGGUAUCGCAGAAAAUAGUUUGGAUUGCCUGGUGUUUGAGUCCCUGAUUCCAAAGCCUAUAUUACAGCGCUAUGUGUCACUGUUGGUGGAACAUAGGAGAAUCAUCUUGUCUGGUCCAAGUGGCACAGGAAAGACUUACUUAGCCAAUCGUCUGUCAGAGUAUAUGGUACUUAGAGAAGGCAGAGAGCUGGCUGAUGGUGCUAUUGCAACUUUUAAUGUGGAUCACAAGUCUAGUAAGGAACUCCGUCAAUAUCUUUCCAACCUCGCUGACCAAUGUAAUAGUGAAAAUAAUGCUGUGGAGAUGCCUCUGGUGAUCAUCUUGGACAACUUGCACCAUGUUAGCUCCCUAGGAGAGAUCUUCAAUGGCCUUUUGAACUGCAAGUACCAUAAAUGUCCCUACAUUAUUGGAACAAUGAACCAGGCAACGUCCUCUACACCUAACCUUCAACUCCACCACAACUUCAGAUGGGUACUGUGUGCCAACCACACUGAGCCAGUCAAGGGGUUUCUUGGUCGUUUCUUGAGAAGGAAGCUCAUUGAAACAGAAAUUGGUGGCCGGAUGAGAAAUGUGGAAUUGAUAAAGAUCAUAGAUUGGAUUCCUAAAGUCUGGCAACAUCUCAACAAGUUCUUGGAGGCUCAUAGUUCUUCAGAUGUUACUAUUGGUCCACGACUCUUCCUCUCAUGCCCUAUAGAUGUGGAUGGGUCUAGAGUUUGGUUUACUGACCUGUGGAACUAUUCCAUUGUUCCUUAUCUUCUUGAGGCUGUCAGAGAAGGACUACAGUUGUACGGAAGAAGAGCACCUUGGGAGGACCCUGCCAAAUGGGUAACGGAGACUUACCCAUGGGCAGCCACCCCACAACACCAUGAAUGGCCUCCGUUGCUCCAACUGCGGCCAGAAGAUGUUGGAUUUGAUGGCUAUUCCAUGCCACGGGAAGGUUCAACCAGCAAACAAGUUCCCCCCAGUGAUGCUGAAGGAGAUCCUCUGAUGAACAUGCUGAUGAGAUUGCAAGAAGCGGCUAACUAUUCAAGCCCACAGAGUUAUGACAGUGACUCCAACAGCAACAGCCACCAUGAUGACAUCCUUGAUUCAUCUCUGGAGUCAACAUUGUGAUGUAAAACCAGCAGAAAUGAUUGUGUCCCAUGGUCCAUCUCCUACUUCACUUGGGAAGAUAUUAUGAUCAAUGAGGAUAACUGGUCUGUGGUCCUGAGGGAUGUCUCAGUAUUAGAGCAGCAAGAACAAUAUAAACUUACUCCCCCUUCUGUCUUCCCAUCUCCCUCGUUCAGUGUCAAAUGUGGGUGCAGGCAACCCACUUGAUUUUUGUAUUGUGCUUUUAUUUUAUUUUUUCCUAUUAAUAAGAACUGCACUACUUUGUUUUUUGUUUUGUUUUUACUUUGCUGUGAGCUCCCGUACCUAAGACACUGAAUACUUCUCUCCCCCCCAUAAAAGCAUGAUUAUAUUAAUUUUUGGGGGGGAGGGAGUGUUGGAGGGGAAGAUAAAAGAAAAAUGCUCGCCUUCAAAACUAUGAAACAAACAAGAGAGCUCUGUGCCACAUACUGUCCAGAAAGGGAAUGGAUCUUAUCUAUGCUGCUUCUGACCAAACUCAUUCAGUAAUGGUGGAAUUUUUACAAAUGAUCUUUCAGUCUAACCUCAACUACCGAUAGUUCAGGUGCUAUAAAAUAGUUGGUUGCCUUGGUAAUAAUAUUUCAUAAAAAGGCAGAGAUUAAAAACAGGGAAAUUUCAAAUAUUCAUACAUACACACACCACUCCACCAGUGAAGCUGUUCCCCAUCUUUAGGGCUUGGCUUUAUUUAUUUAUUUAUUUCAUUUUGUGUAUAUAAAUGCAGGCACUAGACUCAAUCCAUUGAGCAGAGCUGCUAGACAUCAUCUGUUCCUCACACUGAAGCUGUAAAUUCUGUGCCCCUUUGAACCAGGAUCUGAAGAAUGGAUAUGGACUUGUAGAAGAAAACUCAAACCAUGCAACUAAGCAUUCACUUUUUGUUUCAGCAAUAGGGCCUGCUGAGAGUGGAGAGAAAUCCAGCUUCUAGUGUCUUUCAGAACAAACCCAUUGAAUCAGUGGAAAUUUGGUUAAGUUGGCACAUAAGUAAAUUCAAGAGGUUGAAAGGCUCUAAUCUAGUUGGAACUAGUAACUGAAUUCAGGCCAGAGAAAAAGUGAAAGCAAAGUCCAGGUUGGUUCUCGUUGAUGGUUACUCAUCCCUUCUUUGGGCACUAGUCCACAUAUAGGACAUGUGGAUUUAAAACCUUUAAUUUAAACACUUUAAAGCAUCCGUUUGGAUUUUUGAACACUGCAAUUUAAUCAGUGGUUUAACAAACUGCUGAAGAAGCUGUUGUGAGGUUUUGAAGGGCUGCUCUGUCUUUGCACUAACUCAGUGCAAAUUUCCUUUCCUUUUUUUUUGUUUGAUCAGCUGCUCCUGGUAGCAUAGAACAAACCUUUUAACUCCUCUUUUGCAAAAACCUUUGUGGAAUUCCAUUUUGCAAAAUGGAACUCCCUUACUGCAGAAGCCAUUUGCCAUGGAACAAAAGCCCCUUUGGGGGCUUGUUGCACUAGUUCUUUGGUUCUUUGGAGCCCAUCAGUGUACUUCUGCCUAUGCAGAUACAUGUAUACAUAGGAUAAAUGACCUGCCUCCGUUCACUUGCUCCAUGGUCCCAUAUCUGACAUAGUUGCCUUCUCCUGGUCCCAACUUUGAUGUCUGUAAAUUCAGCAGGACAUCAGAAAGGGCUAUGCAGGUGCCAUUCUUCAGCCCCACUGAACUUCUAGACAUCAGGCUUGUAGAAAGGGGUGGCAACAUGAGGAGCAGGGUAUUAUACAUAUUUGUGGGAGCAUGUUCUUCCAAGACGAAGACUUAUCAAAUGCAGCCUAUUCAGGGAGUAGAUGCCUUUAAGGAAGCCUGGGUACUUAUUUUAAUUCUGCCUUUCCCUCUGCUUCUCCAACACUGAUUAUCAUCCCUUGAGUUAGACAUUCAUUAUUCCUUUGGAAUAAAGUCAUUUCAUUUAGAUCAGCACAUGAAAAGAUAAAAGAAGGAUCAUGGCUUGUAUUUUUUUUUCUUACUAGACAGCAAAAGUUGGGGGAAAUGAAUACCAUUUCAGUGAGACUGUACUCACUGAAGUAAAUUAAUUUCUUGUAGUUAAUCCCGAGUUUUCUGCUUAAGAAAUUUUGUAGAUAGUUUUCCAGUCAGUCAUAUAUACAUGUAUGUGAAGGAAGGGGAAAACAUAGGGUUUUAAAAUCUGUGCUCAUUAAGCCCCACCAAGUCAUGCAGGUUAAACUACGGAUUUUUUUAAAACAACAGAUUUUUUCUUAGCCAAGUCUUCAGUAAAGGAGAACAGUCUUUAUAAAGUAGGAGUGACGAAUUUGUGACCCCCCUGAGUUCAUUAGGCUGCGGCUUUCAUAAUCCUGCAUCUGGAAGACAACAUAUUCCCCACUUGUACUAUAAUAUUUUAACAGGAUUGUAUUUUUAAACUUACCACCAAACAAUCAGCAUACAGUACUUCUCUGGAUCCUUUUGUCAUCUCCAAAUGCACAGAAUACAAGUGUGGAUGGGUGGGUGGAGGGUUAAAAAUAAAGGCUUGGUGCUUCUGCUGGGGACAAAACACCUCAACAAAAAUUGCACUCUGGUUUGUGGGUUUUAAAAAAAUGCAACAACAACCAGCCAGGUGUCUCAGGCUGUUCCUUGGGCAGUUACACAGUUCUCAGCAUACACACACACACUCGCCUUUUCAGCUAUCUUUGGGUGCUGAUUUUUUUUUUUAACGUGAUGCCUUACCUACUUUCUACUAAUUGUGUUUGAAUUCUAUUAGUGCUGUAUAUGAGGAGGGUUUGUUCUUUUUAAUUUAAACAAAACAGGGCUAUCAAAGUCAUCUCUUGAAAUACAAUGAUGUGAGUUGCUGUGAAUAUUGUUUGUAAUAAUAUAUAUGAAAUUUCUUUUCUUGCAAAUGUGAAAAUACCUAAAGGAGGAAAAGGAUGCAGAGAGACGGAAAAAACUUUGAGAAUUUCCAUAUCAGCCUAUAGCUAACCAGCUAAUCAUUGGAUAAUUGUUUCUUUGAUGGAAGCAAAAGAAGAAGAAGAAAACCCCACCUUUUCCUAUGAUACUGAAUGGCAUCACUGCUAAAUUUGAAGUGAUAGAGUCUUUCUGUGUUUUGGUUUUGAAAUAUGCAGGUAGAAUGCAACAGUUUUUAAAAAGAGAGUGUUAAUAUGGCUUAACUGAUGCAAGAUGUGCAAGUUCAUGCUACCAUGACUCAGGUUACUGAGCUGAUAGUUUUAAUUAUACCUCAUGAUUUUCUGCUUUCAGUGACAGGAGUGAAUUUGUCUUUUGAGCCUUUUAAGAACUUGUUCCUUUUACCCAUUUUCUAGUAACUUUUGAAAUAACUGUAUCAUUUGUAAAAGACAAUACUGAAUUGCUCAAAUGGACAUUUACUGUUGGAUCUAAAAGGGAUUCUUGAGGUUUUUCUUUUCUUUUCAAAAUAGACUACUCUGCUAACCUUAUUUCCUAUUAUCCAUAAUCCUCAAAUGAUCAGGCUACUUUUGGAAGAAGCUAGCUAUUUUACUACAUGUUGAUUUUGCUUUCUUCAACUGAGUAUAGAAUCCAGGCUUCAAAGAUCUCCUACAUUAAUUUUUCCCGUCUUGUGACAUUUAGUUCCAUUUUUGCGGAAACUUAUUUCCACUCAUGUGAAACUGAUUCUGUAAUAGCUGUCCCUCUGAUGUGCUAGCUUUCCACAUGCAGGGUGUUUUUUUUUAAUCCAGAAGGAACAUUCACUCUAUGCAUUGAAUACAAUGGUACAAUCUACUUUUUCUUUCUGAAUUUAUUCUUUUAUGAAAACAGAGUACAUUCUGAAUUUAUUUCAGCAUAAUCAUUUAUUUUGUGGGAAUAUGUUUACAUUCCACUCUGCCAAAAUCCUUUUGAAGGGGAUGUCCUCCACUGAAGGAACACUACUUGCAGUGGAACAGGCCAUUUGGCUUUCUUUCUGUUAGACCUCAUUCCUAUGUUAUACUUUUUAAACAGUUUAUAUUUUGAACCCAAUGGAUAAAAUUCCAUUGCUUUGCAUUCAUGCAGAUGGCUAAAGUUCUAAUCAGACUAAUGUGACUAAUAGAAUCCACACACCACUCUAAAAUCCAGGGCUUUUUUCCUUUGUAUGUUAGGAAGAGAUGCACUCCAAAUAAGUGAGAUUUGGAUAUUGCACAAGUUCAGUCCCUAACAGUAGGUUUAGCAAACGGGUGUUCCUCCACUACACACUGAUUUGACAGGGAAGAGUGAGGCAUUUCACUUGCAUGAUGAUAUCUACAUGGAACUGUCUAGCAGGAAAUGGUUCAAUUGUCACUUGAGACUCUGUCCUGGAAAAAUAAAUUCUGGCAUAGUGCCUAUCUCCCUGGUAUAAACAAAGAAAUGUGUCUGGUGUAAGUCACCUUUUAUUCCAUAGUAAGGUGAGUUUCCCCCACUCGAUAAACAUAUAGGGGACUAGUCUGCUUUAUGUAUACACCUUAAAUCUAAUAGGCUUAGAUCUAGAGCCACUUGUGCUUCCAGUAAACCACUGAAAUCAGUGGGAUAUGUUAGACAUAGCUGAUUUAAAUCCCACUUUAUUUCAGUUGGUCUGCUUUAAGCAUAACAGUCCACCGUACACCAAAAUACUUGGAUUCUAACCAACUAGCUUGAGGAAUAUAGCCACUGUGUAUAAAUCUACAUCAACAGAGUUUUAAUUCUGAUUGUGCUCCAAAGGAUAAGUUAUACAUCUCAAUUUUAUUGUAUCUCUCAGAACCUAAUAUUUAGUACAUAAUGCUAUGUUUUCUCCACUUUCUGCUGUGAGUGAUUUAUGCAGAGAUACGUAACUCUUGACAAUUCAGUUCCAUAGAGAUGCAUCUAAAAACAUGCAGUAGCUGUUUCUUAUGGUCGUGUCACACAUUGGUCUUGAUCUAGUGAGAUCCUUGCAAAAGUGUGUAUUGAUUACUUUGUUGCAGUUCUUUGCAGGAGUACUUAUUUGAGAUGAGAGCUCUGUGGAUCAUUUAAAAGGAAAGAUCAGCUCUGUGUGUGCAAAAUACUGUGGAUGCAAGUAUUUGAUCCUGACACUGAAAUGGUACUUAUGCAAAAACUCUGUAUGCAUUAAGUCUCUCUGGAGUCAGAACACUUCACAGAUAUCAAGGCACACAAGGUUUCACACACACACACACCAUAAUAAUAACAGCUUAGUAAAAUUAUAUGUGAAUCAUUCCUUAGAGGUGGAUCCACAUCAAAGUCUAAUUUACCUGAUCACCUUUAUAUAAAAUGAGUCAGAUAUCCAAUUUUCCCCACACAUCCUGUUGUGGUAUUCAUGAAAGGUAUCCUCCUCUUUAUUGCUCUCUAACAGACCAUGGUUUGGAUCAAUGAAAAAUUAACUUGGAAUAAUCACAUUCUUUCACACAACUGUAGUGCCCUUUCUGAAACUUCGGGAAGCAGGGUUACCCAUUGUGCACAUUCCUUAGUAAGCUUAUCUUUUUCAUGUAGAAAAACAUCCAAAUAACAAAACACUUUACCCAGAUUGCUUCCAGUUUUGCCAUUCUCCCUUACCCAAAUUGGCAUGAUUUCCUCUAGUUUGGUUUUAGUACAAAACUCUAUGCAACAUUCAUGUUUAGUUAUGAACUGGAAGCAUACAACAUUUUCCUUUCCUUCACAAUGGUCAAGAAUUGUACCAGUCAUAAAUUAUGUAAUUGUGAUUUUUUUUUUCCCCUUGGUUUUUAGGGUAAUGGUGCAGAGACAGGGAGGGUAUGGCUAGCCUCCCUCCUUUUUUGGUAUAUUUUGCAAAAAAAAAAGUAAAAGAAAAAAACCUAAAAUAUUGCAUUGUUGAUGCUUAAACUUUUGAUAUUUUGUGUCUUGAACCUUGUCUAAAUGUGACAAUUCUCUUUUAAGGAAAACAAAAGGAAAAAAACAAAAGUGUGGAUAUUAAAUGGAAGGUUGCUGUUUUGAUCUAGUUGUUUCCAGUGGAACCAUUUAUGGGGGGAAAGUUCUCUAAGAUGUACAUUUUUCUCAUUGUAACAUAGAAAUGUAAAUAUUUGAUUACAAGUGCUGCAUUUUGAUGAAUUUUUUCUAGCCAUUUUUAACAGAGAGAAAAACUAGGUAUUGAGUAUUUUGUGUACAGUAUGAUGUUUUUUUCCACUUCUCUAUUUAAUUUUCUGCUACCAUUUAGGAUUGGAAUUUGCAAAUGGUCUAUUUGGGAUCAUUCCUUGCCUCUGUUUGCCCUUACCAUUCUUCCCCUGCCCUGCCCCAUCCUACAUCAUGGAGAAUAAAGCUAAUGAUUGUACCAGUCUUAAAUUAUUCAUGAUUCAAUAAAUUUGAUGCUUAUUUAUUCA
Sceloporus undulatus (fence lizard) is the source of this 14703-nucleotide messenger RNA. RefSeq names its product neuron navigator 2 (gene NAV2). The coding region runs from base 988 to 8484 and encodes 2498 amino acids. The transcript has 40 exons. The record is from RefSeq and is a predicted model, not a curated record. Gene Ontology annotation, biological process: neurogenesis; nervous system development. NCBI's taxonomy places the organism in Eukaryota, Metazoa, Chordata, Lepidosauria, Squamata, Phrynosomatidae. Gene Ontology annotation, molecular function: protein binding; ATP binding; ATP hydrolysis activity.